UCCUAUUCUUUCGAAACGGAGGGACUACUUGUGAUACACUUUUCUAACACGCUAGAUUCUCCAAGCGACAAAUUUCAAGUGAAGAUUGGAAAUUGCAAUGAUCAUCUUCAGGGGAGUGUAGCCUCCAAAACACCGCACUGAACCAAAAGCCCCAAGUCCCCAACCUUCAAAAAUCUCCUCAGCCAGCAACACCCCCUGGAAAAAUGACGAAUCCGGCAGAGGCGGAAACAAUCUCAGCCGCUGGUGGCACCGCCCAACAUUUUCUGCAAGCGCAACCGUCUUUUCCCUGUCCAUUUGCAGAAGGCGAGAGAGUCAUUGCUAGUCACGGCGAAUUCUUAUACAAAGCCAAAGUUGUAAAAGUGAAAUCUGAGGACGGUUGGUUGUUUUAUGUUCAUUACAUGGGUUGGAAGAAAAGUUGGGAUGAAUGGGUCAAAGUUGAUCGCUUGAUGAAAUAUACAGAUGAGAAUUUACAGAAAGUUUCUCAAACAGCUGAAGGUGUGAAGGCUGGGUAUCUAUACCCAUCAAAAUUUGGUGCUUUUGAUGCUGGAGGGAAAAAGCACAAGAAAGAUUCUGCUCUUUUGUGUCGUAAAAGAAAAAGAAAGCACAACAUGCUCAAGGGUAAAUUCAAUGAAUCAGAAGAAAAGAUCAUCAACAUUUCUGUUCCUCUAACGCUAAAGAAGCAACUAAUAGCUGAUUUUGUAUUCAUUAAGCAAACGGGAAAGCUUGUCAAGCUUCCGCGAACUCCAAAUGUUAAUGAUAUUACCGAGAAGUAUCUAGAUUACAGAAGAAAGAAGGAUCUUGUAAUGUCUACCUCACUUGGCGAAAUUUUGAGCGGGUUAUGUGCUUAUUUUAAUAAAGCUUUGCCUAUGAUGCUUCUUUAUAACAAUGAACGUCAACAAUAUCAAGAAGCAAUCAAUGAGAAUACGUCUCCAUCCAGAGUUUACGGAGCUGAACAUCUUCUUCGUCUGUUCGUCAAGUUGCCUGCACUAUUAUAUGAUUUAAACAUCGAAGAGGAGACCCUACGGAAUCUAUUGGGGAAUAUACAUGACUUUCUGAAGUUCUUGCAGAUGCAUCAAAGUGUGUUUUUCCUACCUACGUAUGAUGUUCCUGAACAUACACCGAGAAGCACAGAUAUAGAGUGCAACUGAUAAAUGGUGCAGAUGUGUUAUCUAACUACUGUAUAUCCACAAUACAUGGGAGCUCUUAUAGCUGAACUUUGUAAAGGUUCUUGGUGCCGGUAUAUGUAGAAACUGUGGUGCAAAGUGAUACUGUUAGAUCCUGAAUGUUGAAUUCCAUUUUAGGCUGAGGGAGAUUCCUCCUUGGCACCAUGUACAUUGAUAGCUAGCUGGGAGAAAAUUAGAAAGAUUGAUGUAUAGAGUAGUAAAACAGCUGACUGUUGUGCCGUUUUAAUUAUAAUGCCUAAAUGCUACGCGCUGUGCAAAUGAAAUAGUAUCUGCUUUUGAUUGA
Molecule: messenger RNA, 1467 nt
Organism: Spinacia oleracea (spinach)
Lineage: Eukaryota; Viridiplantae; Streptophyta; Magnoliopsida; Caryophyllales; Amaranthaceae
Product: protein MRG1
Exons: 10
Coding region: 204-1148 (314 amino acids)
Biological process (GO): chromatin organization; regulation of DNA-templated transcription
Cellular component (GO): histone acetyltransferase complex; nucleus
Source: RefSeq, a predicted model, not a curated record